AGGUAAGUGCAUUAUGUUGGCUAAUAACAGAUGGCGAAGGUGUUUGAAUUAAUUUAGCAACCAUGGAUGCCAUCCUGUGUUUGUAAUUCGCUGUGCAAUUGUUUGCUUUUUGUAAAUUCAGGUUGAUAACUGGUUUUGGCAUUAAUUAAUUAAAAUCAAGGGUCAAGAUAUAUACAGUUUUAUUCGAACGAAUUGACAGUUCUGUAAACUCUACUUUCUCCAGGGAGAAAUGACGAUACUGUUUUAUUCUACAAUAACUUAACCUCCAAAAACCAUGCCGCACAGGUUUAUUUUUACAGAGGGAAAGAAGAGAUUCAGAAACAAAGAAACAACUGUCAUAAGUGUAAUAAGAAACAAGAAAAGAAGAGUGAAGUUAAAAUUAAAGAACAAAAAAGGAGCAGUUAUUAUUAAAAAUCUGUCAUUUAAGGCAACAGAAGAUGGUAUCCGGGAGUAUUUUAACAAGUUUGGGGACAUCUGCGAAUUAAAACUCUUACAGAAGCUUAAUGGCGAUCUUGUUGGUCGUGGUAUUAUUCAGUUCAGAAAAGAGAAAAAUGCAGCAAAAGCUAUCCAGAGCUGUAAUGGAAAAGAUUUCAUGGAGCGAAAGCUUGUUGUUGAUUGGGCUCAACCACGGUUGAAGAAAGAGAACGGUGCUGCUACACUGCUGAAAGUGAAUGAAGAGGCUGAAGAACGUAAUGAAUCUGAACAUGCAGAAGAAUCCAGUGAUAUUAAAAAUGAAAAUAAAUUAAAAGUUUUGGGUAAAGAAUUAGUGCACAAUGCAGAAACCAAGGAAUGUAAAAAAAGUAAGAAAGCGAAAAAGGGACGACUUAUUGUCAGGAAUCUUCCUUUUAAGGUGACAGAAGAAGUUCUUCGUAAACAUUUUGAGAAGUAUGGCGAAGUUACUGAGGUUAACUUGCUUCGUAAAAGUGACGGGAAACUUGUAGGUUGUGGAUUUAUUCAGUUUGUGAAGAAGAACAGCGCUGCUAAGGCUAUCUUGAGUUGCAGUGGAAAGCCUCUGAUGGGGCGAACAAUAAUUGUGGACUGGGCUGUACCAAAAUCUACGUUCAGUACAACUGAGUCCUCAGCCAUAGAAGAAAUUGAAAUAAAAGAGGAAGACCAAGACGAUGAUGGAAGUGUGAAAAAGUUAACUUCAGGUGAUAGUAGCUGUGAUGUUCAGCCUGUAGAAAUUAAGAAUGAACCACUUUCUGAUGAAUCAGAAGAUGAUGAUAAUGCUGACAGCAAAUCAGAUACAAAUGAGAGUUCAGAUAGUGAUGAAGAAGAGGAGGAAGAAGACGGCAGUGAUCAGUCAGACAUAGAGUCCAAACAGAAAGUUGACGCUAAAAAGCCGAGAGUGGUUUCUAAUGAUGUUUCUGAGGGACGGACAGUUUUCAUAAAAAAUGUUCCAUUUUCAGCAGAUAACAGUGAUCUUAAAACCUGCGUGGAACAGUUUGGUCAAGUAAUAUAUGCUCUCGUAUGUACAGAUCCUAUUACAGAACACUCGAAGGGGACGGCGUUUGUAAAGUUUCAGACAAAGGAGAGCGCUCAGCAGUGUCUCGCUGCAGGCACGGAACUUACACUGCUUGGUCAGACUCUGGAUGUACAUGAGGCUCUGAACAAGGAACAAAUUCAGCAGAAGGCAGACCUCAAGCACGGAGUACAAAAGAGUAAAGACGGCAGAAAUUUGUACCUUGUCAAGGAAGGAGUGGUCAUAGCCGGGAGCAAAGCAGCAGGAGGUGUUUCCAUGGCCGACAUGGAAAAGCGGCUACAGCUGGAGCAGUGGAAGAGUCAGAUGCUUCGGAACCUCAGCAUGUUUGUGUCUCGGUUUCGCUUGGUGGUUCACAACCUGCCUCCAUCUUGGGAUGAUUCCAAGUUGCGCCACCUGUUUCUCCAGCAUGCCGGUCCUAAGGCAGUUAUCAAGGAGGCACGAGUUAUGCGUGAUAUGAAAAAUGUUGAUGCCCAGGGGAUUGGAAAUUCUAAGGAAUUUGGUUUUGUCUCCUUUACAACCCACGAGGAUGCUUUGCAAGCUUUGAGAAGUAUUAACAACAACCCAAACAUCUUUACGCCGGCUAGGAGACCAAUUGUGGCAUUUUCUGUAGAAAACAAGGCUAUUAUGAACAUAAAGCAAAAACGCUUGGAGAAAAGUCGAGCCAAAAAUCCGCUUUAUACAGGUCAAAAUAUUGUUAAGCGUGGUAAUAAAAGGACUAAUUCAUCAAGGGAUGAUGAAAAUUCAGCCCAGAGCAGAGCAGAGAACGGCAAAAUAGUGACAGAGGAAACUGAGCAGUUUCUAGGUGUGACAGCAAAACCAGGAAGUAAGAAACUGCGUACUCGGUUUGGACUCAAGAGCCAAGCUGAAAUCCAUAAGCAGUCAAUACACAAAGAUAAACGUAAACAGAAACAGAAACGAAUGUUUGACCAGCAAAUGCGGAAUACUAAGGAAAAGAGGAAAGAUCCACAGCCAAGAAGAGGGGUAAAAAGGAAACCUGAUGAAGAUGAUGCAGUAUUCAGCAGUCUAGUGAGCCAGUACAAGAAGAAGUUGAUGGCUGUCCCAGUGAAGAAGUGGUAUGAUGAGUGAAAAUUGGAUGCAGUGUACAUUUGUAUAAUUGCAGGUUGUUUUUGAAAUUGACUAUAGUGUGAGCUUUAGACUGAAGUUAGUACAGUAUGGUGUUAAUUAAUAAUUGUUAAAACUGGCAUUGUAAGUGAACCUGCUAUGUGCGGACAGUGAGCGUAAGAGAAUCCAAAUAUAUUUCUUCCUCAGUCAA
This is a messenger RNA of Zootermopsis nevadensis, 2756 nucleotides long. RefSeq names its product RNA-binding protein 28. Gene Ontology annotation, molecular function: mRNA binding. NCBI's taxonomy places the organism in Eukaryota, Metazoa, Arthropoda, Insecta, Blattodea, Termopsidae. The record is from RefSeq and is a predicted model, not a curated record. Gene Ontology annotation, cellular component: nucleolus.